Messenger RNA from Chaetomium strumarium, 1856 nucleotides. RefSeq names its product pyridoxal phosphate-dependent transferase. The transcript is spliced from 3 exons. NCBI's taxonomy places the organism in Eukaryota, Fungi, Ascomycota, Sordariomycetes, Sordariales, Chaetomiaceae. The record is from RefSeq and is a predicted model, not a curated record. Bases 250 to 1689 code for a protein of 479 amino acids. Gene Ontology annotation, molecular function: kynureninase activity; pyridoxal phosphate binding. Gene Ontology annotation, biological process: NAD+ biosynthetic process. Gene Ontology annotation, cellular component: cytoplasm.
GUGGGGCAAUUCCUCCAUCCACCAUAGUGCGUAGGACUGACGACAACCCCGCGAAUAAUCUCCAAGCUCGGUCCGGCAAAUGAAGAUACUGUACUGCAAGCUUUUGAAUAGUUACAGCAGUUCUUGUCUCCCUUGACAGGCUUUGAGGUACUGGAUUGGGAAUAUUGGCGUCAUCCUCGUUGCGAAUCCUGUUAGCUGCUACACGACCUUCGACGCCUCCCAUUACGGCAAUUUUUUCCGACAAAAGUGAUGAGCUCUGGUUCUGACGUUGCCAGUGCCAGGGAGAGAGCCCGCGGACUGGACAGGGAUGACGAGCUGGCGUUUACCCGUCGCGAGUUCAACAUCCCGACCAAGGCGCAGAUAGCGAGUACCCGCCUGCCCGAUUCAGAUUCGACAACACCUGGGUCGAAUGAUGAUGCGGAGAGCAGAUGUAUCUACCUCUGCGGCAACUCCCUAGGCCUCCAGCCCAAGCGGACUCAAACCCGCAUCAACCAGUAUCUCGCAACAUGGGCUGCCCAGGGUGUUCAGGGGCACUUCAAGCCCCUUGAGGGGUCACCCCUUCCGACUUGGGUCGAUGCCGACGAACGGGCGGCCCAGCUCAUUGCUCCGAUCGUAGGCGCCUCGAGGGCGGAGGUGGCUGUCAUGCAGACAUUGACGGCCAACCUCCACCUUCUCAUGUCUGCCUUCUACCGCCCGGAUCUCAACGGCAGGCACAAGAUCAUCCUCGAGAGCAAAGCAUUCCCCAGCGACCAUUUCGCUGUCGAGACUCAACUCCGCCACCAUGGGCUCGACCCGGCCACCUCCAUGAUAACCCUCACCUCGCCGACAUCCCCGGAAGACAACAUCCUCACGACCGCCGAGGUCCUCUCCGCCAUCACCACCCACGCCUCCACCACGGCCUUACUCCUCCUCCCCGGAAUCCAGUACUACACAGGGCAGCUCCUCGACAUCCCCACCAUCACGUCGCACGCGCACAAGCACGGCAUCUUCGUGAUCUGGGACCUCGCCCACGCCGUCGGCAACGUGCCCCUCUCCCUCCACGACUGGGACGUCGACGCGGCCGCCUGGUGCAGCUACAAGUACCUCAACGGCGGGCCCGGCUGCAUCGGCGGCAUGUUUGUGCACGAGCGCCACAGCGCCGUCACGCGGCAGAUCACCGACGACAGGCCCGAGGAGGGCUACACGAACCGGCUGGCCGGCUGGUGGGGCAACGACAAGGCAACGCGGUUUGCCAUGGCGACCAAGUUCCACCCCGUCAAGGGCGCCGCCGGGUUUCAGUUGAGUAACCCGAGCAUUCUGGACAUCACCAGCCUGUCGGCGUCGUUGGAGGUGUUUGAGCUUGCGGGCGGGGUGGGGAGGUUGAGGGAGAAGUCCGUGCGACUGACGAGGUUCUUGGAGGAGAUACUCAACGGUAUGGCGGAGGAUGUGGGAGGGUUGUUUAGGGUCAUUACCCCGAGCGAUCCCCAGCAGAGGGGAGCGCAGCUGAGUUUGAAGCUGCAAGGUGGGUUGUUGAAUACCGUGAUGCGGGAAUUGGAGAGGAGAGCGGUGAUUGUGGAUGAGCGGAAGCCGGAUGUCAUCCGGGUUGCGCCGGCUCCGUUGUAUAACACGUUUGGGGACUGCGUCGCGUUUGUUGAAGCGUUCGGCGAGGCGCUAGCGAUUGCACAGAAAGAGAAGCUUGGUUCGAGCUGAGACUAAGCUUGACGGGGCCUGUCCUGCAUGUAGGUUACAUGCAACGUGGUUUUAGAACAGAACAUAGACGGGCAAUACAACAUGUAAGAGUACAUUAGACCUGACAAGUGGUCGUCGCUAUUCGGGAGCUUGUCCAUAUGCAUUAGAUAACACCCUAUGAUAUCCGC